AUGGGUCAAAGUGCAUCAGUAUCAAGAGCAGUUAGUGACAACUCCAGAGCAGCCGCAGAGGCCAUUAACAAGUUAAGAGAAGCCGUCGACAAGCAAGAGGGAUCGAUGAAGGCCAGAUUCGAACAAGAAAUCCUCGACAGCAUGAAUAAGUCCGGUAUCAGAGAUCAAUUGUUGCUCACUGAGAACAAGGAAGUCCAAACUGAAUAUGCCAGUGAAUUCCACAUGGAUAAUAUCAAGAAUAUUGUUACCCUCGCAUUGAAGGCCGCCGCCACAACCGCCAAAGCCAGUGGUGGAAACAUUUUGUUGGCUGACGAUGUCAUCAGCUCGUACGUCGACCUCGUCGGUGCCGUCUGUGACAGUGCCAAGACCAGCUCAUCUUCGACCACCUCCUACUCAUUCUUGAUGAACAGAUUGGUUCCAGGUCUCUUUGUAUUCAUCAGCAACUCCUCUGUCUCCUUGAAGGACGAGCAAUUCUUUGGAAAUGAAACUGCCAUCACCACCGCCUACUACUACAAGACCAUGUUGUCGAUCGACGACAUCAAGAGAAUGGACAAGUUCAACACUGCCAUCAUCAAGUCAAAGACCCUCAACAUCUUGAAGUCCACUCAAGUGCAAAACGCCCAGAAGCUUGCCGACGGUAAGAUCGAAUUCGAAGAGUGGGAGAAGAACGAAGACAGAUCGGCAAAGGCCAUCGAGAGAAUCCAAAAGGAGUUGGACGAGAUCGGAUUCGUCACCAACCGUAGCUUGUUAUACCGUCCACCACAACCAUUCCCACACGCCGACGAAGCCACCCACCAACCAGACAAUUCAUUGGAGAUUAAAGCACGUCAAGUUGCCAGCCACAUCAAAAAUGAAAAGGUUGCUCAACUCUUCAAGUCACGUACUGAAACUGGUUACUAUAACUUACAUUAA
Molecule: messenger RNA, 912 nt
Organism: Heterostelium album PN500
Lineage: Eukaryota; Evosea; Eumycetozoa; Acytosteliales; Acytosteliaceae
Exons: 2
Coding region: 1-912 (303 amino acids)
Source: RefSeq, a predicted model, not a curated record